Carassius gibelio (silver crucian carp) is the source of this 9174-nucleotide messenger RNA. Its product is annotated as SRC kinase signaling inhibitor 1-like. NCBI's taxonomy places the organism in Eukaryota, Metazoa, Chordata, Actinopteri, Cypriniformes, Cyprinidae. Gene Ontology annotation, biological process: regulation of dendritic spine morphogenesis. Bases 41 to 4891 code for a protein of 1616 amino acids. The transcript is spliced from 21 exons. The record is from RefSeq and is a predicted model, not a curated record. Gene Ontology annotation, cellular component: cytoplasm; postsynaptic density; actin cytoskeleton.
GAUGGUUGGAUAAAGCUGGACAGAAGAGAUAGGAAAAGUGAUGAGCAAUGAGGAACAAGAAGAGCCAGCCAGUGUUGGGGCCUGCUUUCCGAAGCAAGACCCUGAGCGUGGCGGAGGUCACAUGAUGUCCACAGAUGACCUGGAGUACCCGCGUGAAUAUCGGACGCUGGGAAACAGCACGCGACGCUUCUCCAAUGUGGGGCUGGUCCACACCUCUGAACACCGGCACACGGUCAUCGCCGCCCAGAGCCUGGAGGCCCUCACCAACCUGCACAAGGCCGACAUGGAACGCAAGCGGGACACAUUCAUGGACCACCUGAAGAACAAGUACCCUCCUCAGCACUCCCUACCACCCUCACCAUCCCCCUCACACGGCAGCAUGAGGGGCACUGCAGAGAGAAGCGCACGUGAACAGCAGCAGCCAAACUACUGGAGCUUUAAGAGCCGUAGUCCACGUCACUCCCAGUCCACUCAGUCAGGUUUGGCAGACCAGGCGUCUAAACUGUCCUUCGCAUCAGCUGAGUCUCUGGAGACCAUGUCUGAGGCUGACAUGCCGCUGGGCUUCAACCGCAUGAACCGUUUCCGUCAGAGCCUCCCACUCUCCCGCUCUGCAAGCCAGAAUAAACUACGUUCUCCAGGUGUCCUCUUCCUUCAGUUUGGAGAUGAGACCAGACGUGUUCAUAUCACUCACGAGCUCAACAGUUUGGAGACCUUGCACGCACUCAUUGUGCACAUGUUCCCUCAGAAGCUGACAGCGGGAAUGCUGAAGUCCCCGAACACAGCCAUCUUGAUCAAAGAUGAAGCAAGGAACGUUUUCUACGAGCUGGAGGACGUGAGGGACAUACAGGACCGCAGUAUUAUUAAAAUCUAUCGCAAAGAGCCCAUCUAUGCCUCCUAUCCUGCGGCACAUCUGGCCAACGGAGACCUCAGGAGAGAGAUGGUUUAUUCAUCCCGGGACUCCUCACCUACCCGUCGCCUCAACACUCUCCCUUCCUCCUCUGCCUCGCCCUCCUCCGGUUCUCCUUCUCGAUCCCGUCUCUCCUACAGUGGAGGUCGGCCCCCUUCUUUUGCUGGUCCGGGUCACCCUCACUCACAAGGGCUCCAGCAUCAGUCCCACUCCCACCACCCUUCACCCUCUCAUGGACAGACUCAAGGCCUAAACCCCUCCUCCUCAGCCAUCCUGGAGCGGCGUGAUGUCAAACCUGACGAGGAGAUGUCUGGUAAAAGCAUGGUCCUCCUGAAGAAUGAAGGUCUUUAUGCUGAUCCGUACAGCUUGAUGCACGAGGGUCGGCUUAGUAUCGCUUCUACUCAGUCCCUGGCCACCAUCGCCGACCCCUUUGGCUUCCCAGUGUCAGGAGGUCUGUACCGCAGAGGUUCGAUGCGGUCUCUCAGUACAUACUCAGCUGCAGCACUGCAAAGCGACCUGGAGGACAGUCUGUAUAAGCCUGGAGGUUCUCUAUACUCCGAUACCUACAGCAGCUCCACGCUUGGCAUGGGCUUUCGCCUGCCGCCCUCCUCCCCGCAGAAGAUUCCCGACGUGCAGCUGCGGGACAGGGAAUCGUUCACAGGGUCUCCCAGCCGAGGGUCGCCUGUGAGAACCACCUUCCGCAAAGACUCCGCUUCCUCUUCUGUGUUUGUGGAGAGUCCCAAGUCCAGACCCAGCUCCAGUUCUGAACCCCUAGGUGAUGGGAGUAAGGGAUCCGGAUUUGGGUCGUCAUUGUCUGGGCCCGAGACGGACACACGCAGGGAUCGUAUGGAGGCAAUGGAGAAGCAGAUAGCCAGUCUGACUGGACUGGUUCAGAGUGUCCUAACCCGAGCACCGGACAGCGACAGCACAUGCGGCCUGCUGCGUCUCUGCAUGAUGGCGGGCUGCCCUCCGGACCAUGGUGCGGACUUUUCACGGCCCUUCCCUUUCUCUUCCAGCGAGAAGACCGAAUCCACCAGCGACGGCUCCGCCACAGGAACUGGCCGGCUGAAGAAGAAAGCGCUGACUCCAUCUGCACCGCUGGCACUGAUGCCUCCGCCUUCAUCUGGAGGCUCUCAGGCCUCCACCGUCUCCAGGCUACAGAUGCAGCUUCACCUGCACGACCUUCAGCAGAACGCCACCGAUCUGCGCAAACAGCUCGCCCAGCUCCGUAAAAUGCAGUUGCAGAACCAGGACUCCAUAUGCAGUCUGCUGAAGAGGACCGAGACAGAGCUGAGUCUCCGUCUAUCAGAUGCGCUGAGGAAACAGGAAGACCCUCUCCAGAGACAGCGCCUCCUAGUGGAAGAGGAGAGACUCAAGUACCUGAAUGAGGAGGAACUCAUCAUACAGCAACUGCAUGAUCUGGAAAAGUCAGUGGACGAAAUCCAGAAGGAGUUGUCAGUCAAUCACCGACAUGUGACAGUGCAGGAGCUGGAGGAGAAAAGCUCGCUGCUGAGGAAACUGGGAGAGACUCUCACAGAGCUGAAGAAUCAGUUUCCAGGCCUCCAGAGUAAAAUGCGUGUGGUGUUACGAGUGGAAGUGGAAGCUGUGAAAUUCCUGAAAGAGGAGCCACACAGACUGGACGCCCUGCUUAAACGCUGCAAAUCUAUCACAGACUCUCUCUCCACGCUGAGGAGGCAGGUGAAUGAAGGAGUGUGGAAAACCCAGGAUGAGUAUUCCAGCCCCUCCCCUAAACUCGGAGGAGGGGAUGAGUACAGGAAGAACCCAGACUUUGACAUUCCAACCAGCCCACCGCUAAACCUCAAUGAGACCAGCCUGGCUAACUGGAGCCCUCACUCUGGUCAAGGCCACGGUCACUCGAACCCUUCUGGUGCACAGCGUGAGAGAGAUUCUCAUGGGACGCUGGGCUCUUUGAAGGGACGGGAGCUGGGCGAGCUGGGAGGUCGAGGCGGGUCUGAAAAGGCCUCAUCUGUGGAAGUGAGACUGGCAGCAGAGCGGGAUUGGGAAGAGAAGAGGGCCAGUCUAACACAGUACAGUGCUCAGGACAUUAAUCGCCUGUUGGAGGAGACUCAGGCGGAGCUCAUGAAGGCAAUUCCUGACUUGGACUUUGCUGCCAAGCAGAUCAGACCUACUCAGAACCAGAUUCAAAACCAAAACCAGAGCCAGAGUCCAUCUAACACCAAUGCCACACCUGAACACAAGCCAAAUAAACCUCAGAAUAAACUUUCCAGUAAAGACAGCGGAUCCAGACGAGGUUCGGAUGAGCUGACGGUGGCAAGGUAUCGAACGGAGAAGCCCUCAAAAUCCCCCCCUCCUCCACCUCCCCGCCGGAGUUUCCCGUCCUCCCCUGGCCUGACUACACGCAGCGGAGAGAUGAUCAUUCCUGGAAAGAGUAUAAAGAAGUCAGAAUCAGAGGAGACUGAGUCUCAGAAGCCACACGUUAAGCUGAGGAGGAGUGUAUCUGAAGCCCCCCGACCGGCCUCCACACCUCCAACCAUUGCUGGUGGAGAGCGAGAGGAGGGCGCAGAGGACAAGUUAGCAGCUGAGCUGGAGAUGAUCACAUCUAAGCGUGGUGAUGAUCACUCCAGUGAUUUUACAGAGAAACCUCUGAUGCAGCAAGGGAUGUCCUCCACUCCAGUUCCCCAGAUAGUCUUAACUGAGUGUAACUCUCUCCCCACGUCCCCUUCUGAGGACUCACCAGAGACCCGGCCGUCUGGCAGCAUGCAGACAGUUAAAGACAAUAACACUGGGAAUGACAUCAGAGUAAGUUACUUCAGCCACAUUGUGAGGACUCCCCGUCUGUCGCUAUGGAAACAAGACUUGUCAACCAGCCAAAAAGUCCCUCGGAUGCAAGAUUUGGAUGCGGCCCAGAGGGAGUUCCAGAGUCCUGUCCAGGAUGUGACCCAGUCGUUCCCGCCCUUAACAAGCGAGAGAGCAAUUAAACAGCCCCUGAGGAGGGAGCCAAGGGUUCAGGAGUCUCUCGAGGCGCGGACAGAAACGAAAGAAGAGCGAAUGAGAAAGUCAGACACUACAUUCUCUGUCCCGCUGCAAAAUGGGCCUGUAGAGACAUCUCAAGUGGGUUUGAUCUGCACUCAAGGCACUGGAGGGGUAAAGGAAGACAUCUGCCACAGCACGUACCGUCGUCUGGACAGUUUGGAGGAAACCAUCCGUGAGCUGGAGCUCAGCCUGAUGGAGUUCAGCACUGAUCCUCAUAUGGGGAACAUCUUCCCAGCAUCCGUCCAGGCGCAGAGUUCCUCCAUCAAGAGAUCUGGCAGCACUCGACAUACAGCACAGACCGCUGCAGACGGAGGAGGCACAAACAAACCUGUUGUCCCACCAAAACCAUCCUGCAUCAGCACAUCCACAGAAAAGACUGGCGGUGGAAAAGUGUUGUCUCGUCUAAAGCACCUGCAGCAAAGUGGAUCAGAAAAGAGCAAAACAAGCAAACAGAGAGAGGACUUCCUAAAGAACCAGGGUCAACAGCAGGCUCUAAGUCUGAACAUCAGCAGAGCCAGAACAACCGAGUCGCUCCUCGCAAGCACCAGAGCCGCUAGCUUCUCUGGCCACCUACCUUCCAGAUUGCGAAAGUACCCCCAGGAGGGGGCGCUGUCCUCCUUAACGGCCUCCUCCAACCAGGCCAAAGCGCUUCUUGCUAGCCUCUCCUCAUCCAGUUUCUCAGCGGAGGCCUUCCUGCUCUCGUCCACUUUAAGACAGCAUCGGUUACUCAGAGAGCAGAACUUCAACUCCUCAAGCCUUCCUCUUCCCAUCUCCAAUGGUCGAUCCCCUCCCUCUCCGACUUCACCUACAUCCUCUUCCUCAACCUCAACCUCAACCUCACCCUCUGCUCUGACCUCACUGAGUCUGUCCUCGCUGUCCCUGAAACCUUCAGUCUCCGGAAGCUUGGAGUUUGUCAAGGAGAGGAAUAAGACUAAACCCAAGAUGGUGACUCUGGACAACAGUGAUUAAGGAGGAUGUGGCUGGAAAUGUAUAUAUAGGAUGCAGACAGCACAGGCAGAUGAACUGAAAUGCUGAAAUGAUGAACUUUUUUUUUUUUUGGAGGCUUAGCUUCUAUAGUGUUUUGUUUCUGAUCCUUUCCCCGGCUCUCCUUACCAAGACGCCUUGCAGAGAAUGGUGACGUAGUGCAAGGAGGCGUAGUGCACUUUUCUUCAGUUUGUAAACCGAUCCAAACUGUAAACCCUACCUACUCUGCAUUUCUGCCAGUUCCUCAAACUAGAGAACCAACAGAUGGGCUUGGACACUCACCACCAGCCUGUUUCCAGCUCCACUGCACAGCCAGCAUCACACCACCCACGGGAGGCCUGGGGAAGGACUCUUUACCCAAACCCUCAAUCAUUUGCCAAAUCUCACAUGUUGGAGGUCUAGCUGAGUUCGGUAGAUAUCCAUCAAGUGUAAAAUCAAGACUGUAAGACUAUGUAAAACCAAGUAGAGUUGCAAUAAUCGAAAGUGAGUACUGUAGUAGUCAGUGUUUGUCGAGAUGUUUUAUUGCUAAUAUCUAUAUUAACAAAAAGAAUGUUAAAAAAAUAACAGCAAAAACUUAAUAUGGAGGCAGUGUUGCUUGUUAUAAUGUAGAUUUUGCCUAUCAGGCAUACUGCUAGAGGACAAUAACUGAAAUUGGUGCUAUGAUUAACAUUUUGAUGAUUAUAAACUCCCUUAAGUGGAUAGUUCAUCCAAAAAUUAACAUUCUGCCAUGAUUUACUCAUUCUUAUGUUGUUGUAAACUGAUUGACUUGCUUUCUGAAAAGAAAAAUCCUUGGUUUAUUGUCUACAACAGAAGUCAGUAGGGUCUAACAAUGUUUCGGACUCCACUGACUUAAAUUGUGUGGGCAAAAACAUUCUUCAAAAUAUCUUCUUUUGUGUUCUACAGAAGAAAGAAAUUCAUGUAGAAUUUUCUUUUUCAGAAGAACUUUCCCUUUGGAACACAUACACUGCCUAAGAGUCUAUUUUUGUUCUCAUUUGCGCUCAAAUAGGUCUUCAUACAGCCGAUUUACAUGUUUGCUGUAACUUAGCACAAGUUGUCAUGGCAACAGAGGAAUUGUGAGAAAGUGGAGGGCUGCCUACUUUUUAAAUAACUUAUUAUGGGAUGGUGUUGUUAGGCAUUUGUUUUCUUCAAAGUCAAAGUUUUCCUCUGUAAGGAUAUAUUUAGGAUAACUUCCCGGUUCUUGUCAUUGCAGAAGCACAACAGGUUUUAGAAGCUAGAGAAAGUACAAUGAUCUGACAAUCAUCAAACAUUCGGCACAAGCUGUCUUAACCUUUGGGCCUCCCAGAUUGUGAAGCUGAAUUCCAAUUUAAAAUGAACAAACAGAUGGUCAGGUUCACCGUGUAGGGGUUGCACAAGCAAGAAGACAGAGGGUAAUUCCACAGCAUGUACGCCAGUGGACGUGAUCCAUUGAGUAGAAGACAUCUGUGCGGUAGAGAAAUCCAACUCAUCCUUUCUCCUACUGUAAUGAGCAAGACAAACCCUCCGACACUUAGAUUCAAUAUCAUUUUUAGAAGGUAACUGUGUGCCAGUUUAUGAUUACCUGGAAUGGUGAUGUAAAUAUGAACAUCACAUCCGUUCUUUUAAAGGCUCUGAUUAUGCCCAUCCAUCUGCUUUUCUCAUUCCAUAACAUGCACGCACUGGCACACGCGACAAAAUUCUUUUUCUUCUUCUCACAGGGGUAUUCUUAUGUUGCGAAUUUGUCAAUGCCACAACCUGCAGGUUUUCUCAUGAGCCCAGAGAAUUUAAGAGCAGAAUAGAAUGAGAUGAAUAGAGCAAGAGGGGAGAUUUUUCUAACUUCCUGACAAAACCAAUGUGUGAAAUUGAUUGCUUGUGCUGCGGGGUUUAAAAUAAUGGCUUAAGCACUAGGUUGACGUCGAGAGUAAAUGGCCAGAGGAGAGAUUAGUGGUGCUACUCCGUGUCUCGCAGCCAAAUCGGCCUGUAAUUCAUGUCCGAAAUGUAUAAUGAUUCAUGUGGGAUGUGCUGUGAGAGGCAAAAAGGUCAAGCUUAGGUUGUUACAUGCAUGGAAACUCCUUCAUUUAAGCCACUGAAUACAGUUUUAUUUAAAUUUAACAUCUGUGAUUGAAAACGCCUGGAUCUGCUAGUUAUACAAAAAGUCAGUGGUGGUUUGCAAAAUUCCUUAAAAUUACAAUUGUUAAAAUGAACUUGUCUUGAUUUGUACUCUAGAUCUUUUACACACUUGAUUUUUCUAGUCCUGUCUGGAAAGUCCACAGCAACCAUCAGAUUCAAAGCUUAGCCGAUUUAAGGACUCCGCACCAAACUAUUAUUUCAAACUAGCAAGUUUAGCAAUUUGUCCUGCCGUGAGCACACUUGCACGAUCAAAACGUUACCCACGGCCUACAGUUUCUCAGAAACCAGAACCGGGUUUCAUGCUUGGGUGGAGAUGCUAAGUAUCUACUGCACUUCCUGUCAGAAAGUGCACUUCAUCCUCUUAGUAAAGCCACGGGUAGAAAUUUGUGAGCUAAGAAAAGACCGUCUUGACUCCCCUCGGAGAGUGUGAUGGAUAAAUGUAGGAAGCUGGUGAAAUCUCCCUUUUUAAAGCAGUAUCUUUCUCUCUUAAAACAUGGUAAGAUAUCAGCUCAGACAUGAUAUAUAAAUACAUCUUCAAAUUUAGUAAUUUAUUUUUCACUUAACAUGGUUGGUAAAAAAAAAUGUAUGAUACUAGAUUUGCGUUUGUAUAUUUUUUUGUUUGUUGAUUUUAUAUUAACUGAGAUUUAUUUGUACAUACUUUUGUUUUUGUAAUCCUGAAGAAAAACAUAGCACACUAGAAAAUUAUUUAUUCAUAAGAAAAGUGUUUUGUAUAUUGAGUUGAAAAUAUUACUCUGUACAGUCCAGCUCAUGUAUGAAGUAUAACUGCAUCUAACCACAGGUUGAGAUUUUGUUCAUUUUAUGAGUUUAUAAAUUGGGUGAAUCUGAAAAAGCCUUUAUCCAGCCAGACAGUCGAAAGAUUUUAUUUAAUGUGAUUCGAGUGAAAUCAGGUGCAUUGCUGAUACUUAUUAAACUCUAAUCUGUAUGGUUACCUGAGAAUGUCAUUUGCUUAUUCUUAAUUUGUUUGCUUUUGGUGGAAUCAAAGAUGAAAUGUGGCUAUAAUGGCAAAUGUAAAUGAACUGUCACAACCCUCUCCUGCCAUCUAGUGGUAGGGAGUACAUCUGAAAUGUAUUGCUUAUUCAGUGAGACACUACUGAAUAACAGUUUUUAAACUUUCAAUGUACAAAUGCCUUGGUCAAGGAAACGAAAAGGAAAUGUUUGAGUUGCAGGUUAGAGAAAGACUGCAGGAGGUAGGAGGAGCUGGAUGCUUCUGCUAGUUGUGUCUGGUUUACCAGGCCAAAAAUAACGGAGUACUUUGGAGAAAGCACAUUCUUUGUUGAAUGGUCUUUGAUGGAACGUCUUUAUGUAGAAUAUUUUAACAGAGCUCUUUAGUCCCUUAAGUGAGAUUUCUUUUCUAUAUGGAUGUGUGGAUGUUACAAAAUUCUGACAUCAAAUAAUACGAUUAAAAUACAAAAAAAAAAAAAAUAUGAAAAUACUAUAACAUGUAAAUAAAACCGUAAUUAUUCGAUUCUGACAAAAUUAUGUCCUGAAAAAAAAAGUUUUAUUUAAAAGAUGGAGUUAUAAGGUAUAUAUUAAAAGUUUUUAAAAAUAUAUUAAAAACAAUAAUUAUAGCAAUGCAUGUACAUCCUAAAAGCAAUCGCACGGUGCAGAUGAUUUAAAAAACAAAAAAAACAAAGUUAUAUACAUGUUUGUUUUUUUUAGGUCAAUGGAGAGAAUAGUGAGGUCAAGUGCACUGAAAUGAGGUUCACAGCUGUAGAGGUAAAGUAGGAAUAAAUGACUUUUUCUAUGUCUGAUUUCUUUGUGGCUCAGGCAUGUCCAGUCUUACUGUAAUCUGUGGUGAUCAGACUUGAGUGGCAAGCUCUGAAUGUGUUUUACUGAGUGACUGAGCAGAUUCAGUUCAGCUCUGAGCAUCAGGGCACUAGUAAUGGUGCGAGCCCUUUACCUUCCCAUCUCUAGAGUAGAGAAUAAUACCAACAGAGAAUCACUCUAUAUACAAAUAAGAUAUAUAAACACCUAUAGAUACAGAAGAAAAAUAAGUUAAUUUGUCAGUGUGGAUGCCAUGAUAACUUUGUGAGAAAUGUGACUAUUUAUUUUUUUUUCUGUGAGAAAACAUUGAGAGCUGAAACAUUUUGUACAUAAUUGCUGUGGUUGUGUGUCUAAUAAAGUACAGCUCUCUUCUAUGA